AGAAAUGUAAAUAUACUAGUAAUUUGAUAUUGACAAUUAAAACAAUGCUGAAAUUCUUAGGCAACGACAAUUAAUUUUGAAGGAAUGGGUUGCAAAGACAAUAAAUGAAUUAUGAGUAUUUUAAUUAUUGAAUUUCCAAAUAAUUAAAAAAAAUUAUAUGUCAACACCAACGUAGUUUUUCAUUAACAUUUUAGAGAAGAAAAAAAAUAUUUUAAAUUAAAUACUGUUUCAACACUUUUUCAUCAUCAUUAAUUGUUCAUUCUAAAAUUACUAAAUAGUCUAUUCCUAUACAUCUGCAGAUCUAAUGAUCUAAUUUCGGAUGGCAGAUCUACAGAGUUAUCUUUUCUUGGGCGAAGAGAUUGAGUGUCUGCAGCAGACAGCGGUUUAAUGGGAUAAAAACGCUUUUUACCGAGUUUAUUAGGAAUAUUUCAAUAUUAACGUGUCCUACUUUCGAUUCUUCCCUUGUGUAUUCUUUAUAUAUAUCAUAGGGUGUAGAGCGGAUAGGAUGCUACUGUUAUCUCUGUCUGCUCUGUAUACAUUGUACAUAGCGUCAGAACAUACGCCCCUAAGAUUGGGACUUGAUAAAAGUGUUCAUAUGGAUUUAAUUUCAUACAACCCAUUCCUCAACAAAAGGAGAUUUGAUAUCCCCAAGCGCUGUUAUUUAAUAGACUAUUCAUGGAGGAAGUGAAUACGCAAAUUUAAACAAUUUUUUUUAUAAUCAUGUGAUGAUCACGCACAAGAAAGAAACAGAGAAAUACUAGCUUUUGUAGCUAUAAUGAACUAAUAAAGAAGUCUCAUAAAACAAUUCUAACGUCUGAGCAUGGACCCCCGGCGUAGUGCCCAAGAUCUGUUACUCUGUGAUCUCUGUGAGACCUCUGUCCCCCCUAUGUACUGUGAUAUUUGUGACAUACACUUGUGUACAGCUUGUGUUGGAGAACAUAUCUCUGAUGAAUCCAAAGAACACAAAGUGGUGUCAUUUAAAAAGAAAGGGUCUAUCAACAAAUGUGAAAAACAUUUCUUAAAAAUAUGUGAGCUUCACUGUGAACAAUGUGAUAUUCCUAUCUGUGUGCAGUGUGCUUCUUCAAAAGAACAUGAAGGGCAUAUAUUUGUUGAUAUGUUGAAAACACCCGAAAGCCAAAGGAAAAUAGUGGAGAGAGAUUUACAAGAAUUAGAGGAAUACAUCUACCCUAAAUAUCAAGAGAUUGCAGCUAACAUCCCAAAUAAGAAAGCUGAUCUGAAUAAAAAUUCUCAGAAGUUAAUAACUGCUAUUGACGAACAUGGAGCAGAUUUACACAGAGAAAUAGAAACCAUGAUACGAAAAGUGAAAUCUGAACUUGAUGAAAUAGACUGUAAAUAUCUCACUGUUCUCAAGAAGCAGGAAGAUGAAAUCACAUGCACUAUGUCUGAAAUCAAAGAGUGCAUUGGUAAUCUGAAGAAGAUAUUAGACUCAAACAAUGACAGCCUUGUGUCUGCGUACAAAUCAAGGAAUGCUGAAUUCAGAAGAUUGCCUCCUAACCUCGACGUUUCUCUGCCAACAUUUACCCCUCAAAAAAUCAACAAAGAACAGAUUUAUGAACAGUUUGGUUCUCUGUCGGCGUUAUCCAUAAAAACCGAAAACCAUGGCAACACAAUGGAUUAUACAAGUCUUCAAUCCUCUCCCCCGGACAGACCGCUUAUUGAUAUACCUCAGAUUAUCACAGAAAUAACCACUGUUUAUGGAGGACUUAAUAAUCCUCUGCGCAGUGUUUGCUGUUUGUAUGAUAAAGAGAUGUGGACUUGUGGUUGGGAAAACAUCAUCAGACUAUACAAUCCAAAAGGAGAACAAGUGAAGUCUAUCCGAAUCAAGCCCGGGAAUUAUCCAUCGGACAUAGAAGUGACAGGGAAUGGGGAUCUAGUUUAUACUGAUCACAAAGAUAGUACUGUGAACAUAGUGAGGGAUAGAGAGAUACAGACAGUGAUCAGACUAGAGGGGUGGAAGCCUCGGGGUUUAUGUACUACCAGUGUUGGUGAACUCCUUGUUAUCAUGUACAGUGAAGAUAAUAAACAAGUAAAAGUUGUGCGUUACUCUGGCUCCAAAGAGAAACAAAGUAUUCAGUAUGACGACAAAGGACGGCCUCUCUACUCACCUCAUGGUUUGUUCUUUUUUGACUCUAUGCUUGACAACAUGAAGUACAUUUGUGAAAACAGGAAUCUAGAUAUAUGCGUGUCUGACCGAAAAGCAAAUGCCGUAGUAGUGGUCAAUCAGGCCGGGAAACUCCGUUUUAAAUACCAUAGUUCCCACUCCUUCAUCAGGAAAACAUUGGAUCCAUUCGGUAUCACCACAGACAGUCAAAGCCGUAUCUUGGUAGCAGAUUGCUGGAACAAACGUAUCCACAUCCUGGAUCAGGACGGACAGUUCCUCCGCUACAUAGACAGCUGUGAUUUGAUUUUUCCUUAUGGUUUAUGUGUCGAUAGCAAUGACAACCUCUUUGUUGCUGAGUUAAGGUCAGGUAAAGUGAAGAAAAUUCAAUAUUGCAUAAUCCAAUCUAAGUAUCUAGCCAUGAACCCCCGUUGUAGUGCCCAAGAUGUGUUACGAUGUCAUCUCUGCGAAACGCCGGGUCCACCUCUUUACUGUGACAUGUGUUACGUACAUUUAUGUACAACCUGUGGGGGACAACAUAUCUUAGAUGAAACGGAACACAAAGUGGUGCCGUUUAAAAUGCGUGGAUCUUCUACCGUAUGCCCUAAACAUUCCUCGAAAAUAUGUGAACUUAACUGCGAACAAUGCGACAUUCCUAUCUGUGUACAGUGUGCUUCUUCCAAAGAACAUCAAGGUCAUGAAUUUGUUGACAUGGCCAAAACACUAAAACGACGAAAGAAAGUCUUGGAGAGAGAUUUACAUGAACUGGAAAACUACAUUUAUCCGAGAUAUCAAAAUACUGCCGCCACUCUCCUAGUUCAGAAAGCUGAUUUAAAUGAAAACUGUAAGAAACUGACAACUGCUAUUGACGAACAUGGAGCAGAUUUGCACAGAGAAAUAGACAGCAUUAUACAGAAAAUGAAAUCUUAUCUUGAUGAAAUGAAAUCCAAACACCUGGCUGUCCUAAAUAAACAGGAAUACGAAACCACAAGCGCCAUUUCGGAAAUUACACAGAGCAUUGCUGAUCUGAAGACUUUACUGGACUCCAAUGAUGUCAGCCGAGUCGCAGCCUACAAAUCAAGGAAUGUUGAGUUUAGCAGAUUGCCUCCUAAACUUACAAUUUCUUUACCUAGAUUUACCCCACAGAUGAUUAAUAAAGAACUGCUAUAUGAACAAUUUGGUACUUUGUCUUUGCUCUCUGUAAAAACAGAAGAGCCAGAAGAGCAUUACGUCACAAUAGAUUUGCCCGCUGCCGAGCCCUCUCCCUCGGCCAGACAGUUCAUUGAUGUACCAAGGAUUAUGACAGAAAUAAAAACUGAGUAUAGACAAUACCAACUACGUAGUGUGUCCAUUCAGAGUGAAUACAAAAUAUGGACGUGUGGUGGUGAUGACAAAAUCAUGAGACUGUACAACAUUCAGGAAGAAUUAGUGAAAUCAGUCCAAACCAAAUCAAGAAACGGACCAACAGACAUAGCGGUGACAUCGAGCGGACAUCUUGUUUAUACCGAUCAGAAAGAUAGAACUGUAAACAUAGUGAAGGAUAAAAAGAUAAAGAAUAUAAUCAAACUACGGGGUUGGAGGCCUGUCAGUAUAUGUAGUACCUCCUCUGGUGACCUCCUGGUUGUCACUGUAAGCGACGAUUGGAGUCAAACAAGAGUUAUGCGUUACUUAAGCUCCAAAGAGAAACAAUGUAUACAGUACAAUGACAAUGGACAGCCUCUUUAUUCACCUGGAAGCUCUUUUAAAUACGUCUGUGAGAACAGGAAUCUUGAUGUAUGUGUAUCUGACAUUGACGCCCAUGCAGUAGUUGUGGUAAAUCAGGUUGGAAAAUUCCGAUUCUCAUAUAUUGGCCAUGCCACUAGUACCACGCGACCAUUCAAUCCACGUGGCAUUACUACAGACAGCCAGAGUCGCAUCUUGAUCGCUGACUGGGACAAUCGUAUCCACAUUAUUGAUCAGGACGGACAAUUUCUUCGUUACAUUGAUAACUGUAAAUUGCAGAGUCCGUACGGUUUAUGUGUUGAUACAAGUGAUAACCUUUUUGUGGCUGAAAACGACGCGGGAAAAGUAAAGAAAAUCCAAUAUCUGGUGUAAACAUAUUUCUAGAGAAAGCUUCACAAAUAUAUAAUAUCAUUACACAAGUGCCUUACAUUUUUAAAAACAUUACCACGUAGCCAGUGUUGAGGAUUUUAAACAAAUCACGGAGGAUCGUUUUGCGUCUUCUUGCGUAAAAUUAAAUGCAUUAUAAGAUCAUCAAAAACCUAAUAAAAAUUCCAGUAGCAUCAUGACCAGGAUAUUGUCAUAUAAGAAGCAAGUAACAUCUUCUUCAACGUACCGUGACCUACAUGUAUACAGGUUUUCUGAACCAUCUACUAAUAUGUAUUCCAUUAAACAAUAGAACAGCCUGCCAGAACACUUUAAAAUCCGUGUGCUAGCGAAGUUUGCUUUUAGUUAUUUAGACUCAUACAUCGCACUAUCAACAACUUUCAAUAAUAUAAGAGCAAACUGUUCCUCGAUAAAAUGCAAAUACAAUUAAACAUAUCAGCAUAAAAGUGGAUAAAAAUGUAAUGUUAAUCAGUUAACCAGUAGUCAUUCCUAACUUUCAAAAAUCAUAAUGAAGAUGUUGUUUAUAUAAUAGUUAUUUUUUAAAAUCAGAUAACCUGCUAACCUGAUCUUCAUUAUAACUCAAAUCACGUACCUUGUUGUGAUGAAGAUAAUUCCAAAAGGAUUUUAUUAAUUUUCCUGAUAAAUUCAAAUUCACAGAAAUCCACCUGGCAUAUCAUGUCACGAACCAUUUUUAAUACAUAGGAAAUACAGAUGCUUCUGUUUAGAUGUCUCUUGUAAUUAAUUUUUUGUUAUAUAUUUGUUUAAUAAAAGCUUUUCAAAUACGCACAUUUCCUUUUUU
This is a messenger RNA of Magallana angulata, 5024 nucleotides long. RefSeq lists its product as uncharacterized. The coding region runs from base 821 to 4213 and encodes 1130 amino acids. The record is from RefSeq and is a predicted model, not a curated record. Gene Ontology annotation, biological process: positive regulation of DNA-templated transcription. Gene Ontology annotation, molecular function: zinc ion binding; protein binding; ubiquitin-protein transferase activity. Gene Ontology annotation, cellular component: nucleoplasm; chromatin. NCBI's taxonomy places the organism in Eukaryota, Metazoa, Mollusca, Bivalvia, Ostreida, Ostreidae. The transcript is spliced from 3 exons.